Messenger RNA from Monodelphis domestica (gray short-tailed opossum), 4436 nucleotides. RefSeq lists its product as uncharacterized. NCBI's taxonomy places the organism in Eukaryota, Metazoa, Chordata, Mammalia, Didelphimorphia, Didelphidae. Gene Ontology annotation, molecular function: DNA-binding transcription factor activity, RNA polymerase II-specific; RNA polymerase II cis-regulatory region sequence-specific DNA binding. Gene Ontology annotation, cellular component: nucleus. The record is from RefSeq and is a predicted model, not a curated record. Gene Ontology annotation, biological process: regulation of transcription by RNA polymerase II.
CGUCUUUGAGCUGAGGAGAGGUUUUGAUUACCUACCCCUGAACAACUCUGGUAUUCCUGUUUGGAGAAAUCCAGCAUCCCUUGAGAUCCAAAAGUGUUUCCUGCCUACUGAGAGACUGUUCCCUUUUGCUCUGAAGAUCUGUGCUGGCAAGCCAGUAUAUCUGUCUGUGGUGGAAAGGCCUGAAGCCAUCAUAGGCCUAACCCUGAUAGGGUUGAACACUGCCAUAAAAGGUUCACCCUAAAACUAUUCUGAAGGACUAUAUAGCUUACCAAAAUUUGCCUGGGAAGAUUAACAGCUUCAGAUAGUCAGAGAGGCAGGAAUUUAGCUAAGAACCCUUACUUUUAGGGACACCUAAUUCCUUAAUACUUCCUUCCAUUUUACACUGGUUCAAAAUAAACCCAGUCCUGGUUUGAAAUCUGUCUGAGAGUCUGAGCAGUGUACUGGUCCUGUGAGGAGGCUCAUAGACCCUUUCCCUGUAGGGUACCAACGAGUCAACUAAACCUUGUUAUCACUAGAUGGCAUCUCGGAGCCCGGUCUGACAAAGAAAUAUAUAGAAAUUGUUCCUAAACUACAGGAAGUGGGGCUUUUCCGCUCCGGGGCGCUGCUAUUACAAUCAAUACGGCACCGGAACCAUCCCUCCUCGGGCCCCUCAUUCAGGACAAGGACCAGCCUGUCCGCCUCAGUUUGUUCUUCCCUGAAAUGAGGAGGUCGCGCUCAGGGGCUUCUUGGGACCCUUUUCACCCUCGGUCUGUGUUCUCCUCAGAAAUGCUUCCCUGUUUCUUUCCAUAGCCGCCUCCUAUAUCACAAGAAGGAAGCCGAGGAGGAUCAAAGCUAAAAUACCAGAAAGGAAAGGAAAGUAAAAGGACCCGGCUACAGCCCAGGGAGACUGGGAACACUUGGUGCGUGGCCCCUCCUCCACCAGGGUUCCAAACCUAGAGGUUCAGGAAGUAAGACUCCAUUUCCCAGAAUGCUUCUGGUAUGACGUCCUCCAAGUAAAGGCUCACCCAUCAUGGAAGACUCUAUUUCCCAGAGUGCUUGGGUCCUGACCCAAGUCUCCCCCUGUGCCGUCCCAGGGCAUGCUGGGAGUUUGUUGAGUGCGGUUUUUGCUCUUGGAGUGCUCACAAGUGUCGGUUUUGGUACUUUCUUCUUGAGAGAGAAGGGAGGGAGUCAGUGCAAAAACUGCAGCCGGGGCUUCGGCAUAGGAGGCUUUCUGCUCCCUAACUCCUGGGGAGAGAGAAGAUCCGGGUGGACGAGUUGAGAUAACCUCUCCUAGGAAUCUCCUGUAUUCCACCCUGUGCACCCAAAGCAGAUUCUGAAUGGAAUGAAGCCAGAGAGAGCAGCAGCGGGGGUGGGGAGGCUUCUUCCUGACAAGUCCAAGGUCCUUUUCUAGCCUGAGGCUCCCUGUCCCCUCCUGUAGGGUGCACAAAGUCUUCCCACCCCCUGAAGGACCAUAGUCUGAGCCAAGCAGAGAUGCUAGAGCCAGAGGGAAUGGCCUCCGACCAGAGGCCCCCAUCCCAGGGGUCAAUAACAUUCAAGGAUGUGGCUGUAGACUUCACCCAAGAGGAAUGGUGCCUGUUGGACCAUGCUCAGAAAGAGCUGUACAGGAAGGUGAUGCUGGAGAAUGUGCAGAAUCUACUCUUUGUGGAGGCAGAGACUAAUUUUGAAGUGAAGAUGUCUCCAAAGGUGAGCCUUUUUGUGGAAGAAUCUGACCUUCCAAGAGGCUAUAAGGAUCCCUGUGACUUCCUUUUGAGAGAAAUCUGUGACUCUAAAAUCAAGGUAAAUAAAAAUCCAAAGAGUGACUGUGAAUUUGAUGAAAUUGCAGAGAAAUUCAAUCAACAUUCAAUCCUAAAUCAGUGUGUGAAAUUUUCAUCAGGAAAUGUCUAUUGUGGGGAUAGUGAAUACACCAAAUGCUUUCCUGAAAAAGUAGGAUUUGAUCAGUCACAUGAGAAACCUCCUGAAAUGGUCAUGUAUCAAGGUAACCUAGGAAGAGUCGCCUAUUGUUCAAGCUUAAACCUCAGAAGACAUACAAAAAGUAAACAUGUAGAGAUUCUUUCUGUGAAUAAUGAAAAGGUGAGACCUUUUGGUCAUAACUCUAAGCUUGGUUUAUAUCAAACAGUCCACAAUGGAAAGAAACGUUAUGAAUGUAAACAGUGUGGAAAGGCUUUCACAUGGAGGGGAAAUCUUGCUGAGCAUCAGAGAAUCCACACUAGAGAGAAACCUUAUAAAUGCAGACAAUGUGGAAAGGCUUUCACACGGAGGGACCAUCUUGCUACACAUCAGAGAAUCCACACUGGAGACAAACCUUUUGAAUGUAAACAAUGUGGAAAGAGUUUCAUACAGAGGACUCAUCUUGCUGCACAUCAGAGAAUCCACACUGGAGAGAAACCUUAUGAAUGUAAACAAUGUGGAAAGACUUUCAUACAGAGGAAUCAUCUUGCAGUACAUCAGAAAAUCCACACUGGGGAAAAACCUUAUGAAUGUAAACAAUGUGGAAAGGCUUUCAUAGAGAGGGGCUCUCUUGCUAAGCAUCUGAGAAUCCACUCUGGAGAGAAACCUUAUGAAUGUACACAAUGUGGAAAGGCUUUCACAGAACGGGGCUCUCUUGCUAAGCAUCUGAGAAUCCACUCUGGAGAGAAACCUUAUGAAUGUACACAGUGUGGAAAGGCUUUCACAGAGAGGGGCUCUCUUGCUAAGCAUCAGAGAAUUCACACUGGAGACAAACCUUACGAAUGUAAACAAUGUGGAAAGACUUUCAAAAGGAGGAGCCAUCUUGCUGUACAUCAGAAAAUUCACACUGGAGUGAAAUCUUAUGAAUGUAAACAAUGUGGAAAAGCUUUCACAGUGAGGGGCAAUCUUGGUAAGCAUCAGAGAAUCCACACUGGAGAAAAACCUUAUGAAUGUAAACAAUGUGGAAAGACUUUUACAGACAGGGGCAAUCUUGCUAAGCAUCAGAGAAUCCACACUGGAGAGAAACCUUAUGAAUGUAAACAAUGUGGAAAGGCUUUCACCGUGAGGGGCAAUCUUGCUAAACAUCAGAGAAUCCACACUGGAGAGAAACCUUAUGAAUGUAAACAAUGUGGAAAGGCUUUCACUGUGAGGUGCAAUCUUGCUGUACAUCAGAGAAUCCACACUGGAGAGAAACUUUAGGAGUGUAAUAAAUUCUGAUAGCUUUUCUUUUAAUGCUCCACAGUUUUGCUUUAUGUAAGAAAAACCCUACUGGAGAGAAACCUCAUGAGUCAGGCUGAGCUCAUAGUUGCCACUCUUAGCUUUAACAAAAGAGGAUCCACACUACAGAGAAACUUUAGGAAUAUGAUCAAUGUGGUAAUGCCUUCAGGCAACAAUCAUCUUAUUCCCAAGCAAGAAUUCCUCUUGGAGGGACAUCUGCAUAGCUCAGUGGAUUGAGAGCUAGACCUAGAGGCAGGAGGUCUUAGGUUCAAAUCGGGCAUCAGAUACUUUCCAUCUGUGUGACUCUGGGCAAAUUUACCUCUGUUGCCUAGCCCUUACUACUCUUUUGCCUUGGAACCAAUACAUCCAAGAUGUAAGGUAAGGGUUUAUUAAAAAAAAAAUAAAGAAUUCUUUUUGGAUAGAAAUCUUAUUCCUGUCAUGAAUGAAGAAAGACAUUGAAAUGGAGAGUCCAGAGCUUGUUCAGUAUGAAAAAAUGUCUUCUGGCCAGACCAGUUCCAGAGGGAUUCCCUGUAGGAAGGCUUUCAGCCAGAGAUCAUCUCUUCAUAUCAGGGAAUUCAUAGUGAAACACAAUGAUGGAUAUGCUGAAGUUGAUAUGUUUUUCUGAAGAGGAUAGUGAUCACUAUCAUUUGGAGAAAUGCAAAGGAUAACAAGUCUGAGGGACUAGCCCACAUCUAUUAGACUGGCUAUUAUGAUAGAAAAGGAAAGUGUCAAAAGUUGGAGAUGUGGGAAGAUUGAAAAAGGAAUGAACUUUUGGGGUUGUGAACUAAUUCAGCAUUCUAGAAAGAUCAAUUUGGAACUAUGUCCAAAGGGCAUUAAAAAACCAAAAGGAAAGGACAUAUAUAUUAAAAAUACAAAAUACUUAAAAGUGUUCUUUUGGGGAUGAUGAAUCUGGAAUUAAGAGGAAACAUCAUUUGAGAAAUGCCUGAGCAAAUGGUGGCAUAUAAUUAUAAUGGAAUCCUAUUCUAUCAAUGUGGGUUUUGAAAAGACUACAUGCUGGAACUAUAUUUCCCAUGAUCCCCUCCUUCCCUACUUACUGACAUUGGAUUUGUCUAUGAGUGGACCAAUUCUGUGUUAGGGUGGGACCAUCCCCCCCUCCACUUCCUGGUGUGGGAUUGGUGUAUAAAAGACCAAUCCUGUGCCAGGGAGGGACUUUUCAAUCAGACUUCUUUUGGGGUUUGAAGGAAGGGGGGAGUCAGUUUCAGUCUGAUGGAACUCCACUUUUUCUUUAAUAAAAGAUUUAUUAGAUCAGA